CUCCAGUCUAUCAAGUGGCCUUAUAUAUUGUGACUCUCUUAGCCUUGAGGUUCAUGGUGGAGGCCUUUGAUUUUUUCUUUUUAAGAAUUUACUUUUUUUAGAACAGUUUUAGGUUUACAACAAAACUAAGAGUGAGGUACAGAGAUGUCUCCACACAUGCAGCUUCUCCCCUUUUAUCAACAUCACUCACCAGAAUGGUACAUUUUUUUACCAAGGAUCAACCUACAUUGAUACAUUAUAAUUAUCCAAAGUCUACAGCUUACCCUAGGGUUCACUCUUGGUGUUGUACAAUCUAUGGGUUUGGGUAAAAGUAUAACGACAGGUAUUCAUCAUUAUAACAUCAUACAGAGUAUUUUCACUGCCCUAGAAAUCCUCUAUGCUCUAUUUAUUCAUCCCUCCCUGGAGGCCUUUUUUAGGACAGGUGAAAGAUUAGAUCGGUCCAAUAUGUGGACCUCCCAGAGUGAGAUUUUUUGCAAAAAGCGUGAAGGGAUACAUAAGAAUAAAGAUGGAAAAGGAAUCCACGGGAUUUAUUGAAGGAAUAAUGUUCUAGAAAUCAAUGGGGAGACUCUAGUCCUAAUGUUGCCACUAACUCACUAGACGACUCUGGGCAGACAGUAAAAUUGCUCUGCAUCUCAAUUCUCCACUUGAUAAAAUACAGGCAUUAGAAUAGAGGAUUAAUGAUGCCUCCGACCUUAUUGUACUCUAAUUGUUAAAUUGCCCAAAUUAAAUUAUUUGUAUGAUAGGAAAAAAUCUUUAAAAAUAAUAACUGUCAUGAACUCUGUAAGAAAUAGAUAAUUUUAAAUGGAUAAAUUCCACUAUGGCUAGUAAAAUCCUCUAGGAAUAAGUCAGAGAAUAACAUUAGUAGAAAAUAUUAAGCUAACCAUCAAAAUAUUAUUCCCCGUUUAGAUACAUGGCAAGAAAUAUAAAGACUUCAACGUACAUAAAUAUCUGACAGAACUAUUGAGCUUUAUACAAAAUCUGUCAUAUAAAUUGCAUUUUAAGUGUAACAAACCACCAGUUUUAACAAUGGACACUGGCUAUAUGCUAGUACUAAACCCAGUCAGAGAAUAAGCAGUCCACUUCUAACUAAUAGACGUUUCCACAAAGUAUCUAAGAAUAAUACGAUCUUAAGGACUUGAACAAUUUAAUCUGAAGAAAAAUAUUGUAGUAUUUAUAACAAGUAUCUAUAAAAGAUAAGCAAACAUGUUUGCACUCAACAUUUAUGAUAAAACAAAAAUUCAAGAAAUCCAAGAGGAUCUAAAUAUCAUGAGCAUGGAAUAAAAUAGGCUCUGGAUUUAUAGAAGAAAAACUGCUCCUAAAUAAUCUCCAGACUCUAUUUUAUCAAUAACAGAAAUCUGACUGAGUUGUGAGAGUAGAAUUUCUGAAUAGAAAAAUUCACGUUGCCUGUGAAUUGUGUUCUGAAGAUGAAAGGAAAUAUGUAGGAACAUAAGGUGUUCCUUUAAGAGUUGUCAGAUCAUAAUAAUUGUGUGCCGAGACAGUCAUCAGAAAUUAAUUCUUCUAUUAAGAGUUGAUUGAAGACACUAACCUAAUGUAGGUCCUUUUGAGGAGGCAUUGUUAAUGGAAGAAAACUAGUAGGAAAAGCCUGAGGGGAAAUGAAUCCAGUCCAGCAUGAAAAAAUCUGCACCAGGUUUGAAAAAUCACCCCAUCCUUCUGUGUAAGUAAGAUGCUAAGAAACACAACUACUUUUUGAAUCUAAGUCCCUGUGUUUUCCGAGAAGGAGCUGUAAGAGGGGCAGGGGCAGAGAUGGCAUCCGGGGACUCUGAGGCACCCACUCCCUUCUGAGUCAGACAGAGGUCAGGAUCAUCCUGGGACCAGACCACCAGCACGGCAUCAGAGCGUGUCCUCUAAAUGAGAUGAAGGCACUUCAGAAAAUUAACUACCUUCUCAUCUUCUACCUCAGUUUCUCACCGUUCAUCUACAUAAAAAAUUCCUUUUGCAAUAAAAAUGACACCAAUUGCCUCUCAAAUUCUUGCCAAAGCAAUUCUACAUGCAAUGGUUUUUCGAAAGACAGUGAUUGCCGUUGUUCAGACACAGCCUCUAAUUUGGACAAAGGCUGUGACAACAUGAAAGAUCCUUGCUUCUCCAGUCCCUGUCAAGGAAAUGCCACUUGUGUGAACACUCCAGGAGAAAGGAGCUUUCUGUGCAAAUGUCCUCCUGGGUAUAACGGGACAACCUGUGAAACUGUCACUAGUUCCUGUGGCAUGAACUCCUGCCAACACGGAGGUAUCUGCCGUCAGGACCCUGUUCACCCUGUCUGCCUCUGCCCUGCUGGAUAUGCUGGAAGAUUCUGUGAGAUGGACCAUGAUGAGUGUGCUUCCAGCCCUUGCCACAAUGGCGCUGUGUGCCAGGAUGGACUCAAUGGCUACUCCUGCUUCUGUGUCCCAGGAUUUCAAGGCAGGCACUGCGACUUGGAAGUGGAUGAGUGUGUUUCAGAUCCCUGCAAGAAUGCGGGGACGUGCCUCAAUGAGAUAGGAAGAUACACUUGUGUUUGUCCCCAAGAUUAUUCCGGUGUCAACUGUGAAAUGGAAAUUGAUGAAUGUUGGUCCCAGCCCUGCCUAAAUGGUGCAACUUGUCAGGAUGCUCUGAGGGCUUAUUUCUGUGCCUGCACCCCUGGAUUUCUUGGUGAUCACUGUGAACUCAACGUUGACGAGUGUGCCAGUCAGCCGUGUCUCCAUGGAGGGCUAUGUGUGGAUGGAAGCAACAGAUAUAGCUGUAACUGCAAGGGUAGUGGAUUCACAGGGACACAUUGUGAGACCUUGAUGCCUCUAUGUUGGUCACAACCCUGUCACAAUAAUGCUACAUGUGAGGACAGUGCUGACAAUUACACUUGUCACUGCUGGCCUGGAUACACAGGUGCCCAGUGUGAGACCGACAUCAAUGAAUGCAGCAGUAAUCCCUGCCAGUCUGAUGGGGAAUGUGUGGAGCGGUCCUCAGAGCAACAGUAUGGACGCCUUGCUCAGCUGCCUUCCUCAUUCAGCUACCCUGAAGCUUCAGGUUAUGUCUGUAUCUGUCAGCCUGGAUUCACAGGAAUCUUCUGUGAAGAAGACAUCGAUGAAUGCUCUUCAAAUCCUUGCCAAAAUGGUGGUACUUGUGAGAACUUGCCUGGAAAUUACACUUGCCAUUGCCCAUUUGAUAACCGUUCUGGAACAUUUUAUGGAGGAAGAGACUGUUCUGAUAUUCUCCUGGGCUGUACCCAUCACCAAUGUCUAAAUAAUGGAAUAUGCAUCCCUCACUUCCAAAAUGGCCAGCAUGGAUUCAGCUGCCUAUGUCCAUCUGGCUAUACUGGGUCACUGUGUGAAAUUGUCACCACCCUCUCUUUUGAGGGCAAUGGCUUCCUGGGGGUCACAAGUGGCUCAGUUACAGCCGAGGGCUCAGUGUGUAGCAUAGCCCUCAAGUUUCAGACUGUUCAGCCAAUGGCACUUCUACUUCUCCGAGGCGACGGGGACAUGUUUGUAAUGCUGGAGUUGCUAAGUGGCUACAUUCACUUAUCAGUUCAAGUCAAUAACCAGUCAAAGGUGCUUCUGUACAUUUCCCACAACACCAGCGAUGGAGAAUGGCAUUCAGUGGAGGUGGUGUUUGCAGACACUGUGACCCUUACUCUACUGGACGACUCUUGUAAGGAGAAAUGCAUCACUAAAGCUCCUUCCCCAUUUGGAAAGGAUCGAUCCAUAUGUGCUUUUCCAAACUCCUUUUUGGGUGGUUUACCAAUGGGAAUGAACAGCAAUGGUGUUGCUCUGCUUAACAUCUAUAAUAGACCAUCCACGCCUUCCUUUGUAGGCUGUCUCCAAGACAUUAAAAUUGAUUCGAAUCAUAUUACCCCAGAGAAUAUUUCAUCUGGCUCAUCCUUAAACAUCAAGCCAGGCUGUAUGAGAAAGGAUUGGUGUGAAAGCCAGCCUUGUCAAAAUAGAGGACGCUGUACCAACUUGUGGCUUAGUUACCAAUGCGACUGCCACAGGCCCUAUGGAGGCCUGAACUGUCUGAAAGAGUAUGUGGCAGGCAGAUUUGGCCAAGAUGACUCCAGUGGAUAUGCUGUUUUUAAUCUUGACAAGAGUUACGGAGAGAACUUCACCCUCUCCAUGUUUGUUCGAACACAUCGACCGUCAGGCUUACUUCUAGCUUUGGGAAACAGCACUUACCAAUUCAUCCGUGUUUGGCUAGAGCAUGGCAGACUAGCAAUGCUGAAUCCAAGUUCCCCCAAAUUAGUCGUAAAGUUUGUGCUUAGUGAUGGAAAUAUCCACUUAAUAUCUUUGAAAAUCAAGCCAAAUAAAAUUGAACUGUAUCAGUCUUCACAAAACCUAGGAUUUAUUUCUGCUCCUACUUGGAACAUCCAAAGAGGAGAUGUCAUCUACAUUGGUGGCCUGCCUGACAGACAAGAGACUGAAGUCAAUGGUGGAUUCUUCAAAGGCUGUGUCCAAGAUAUAAGAUUAAACAACCAAAAUCUGGAAUUCUUCCCAAAUUCAACGAGCAAUUCAUCCCGGAAUCCAAUUCUUGUCAAUGUGACUCAAGGAUGUCCAGGAGACGACAUGUGCAAGUCCAAUCCCUGUCACCAUGGAGGUGUUUGCUAUUCCCUUUGGGAUGACUUCUCAUGUUCCUGCCCUGCGAACACAGCUGGGAAAGCCUGUGAAGAUGUUCAGUGGUGCGAACUCAGCCCAUGUCCUUCAGGAGCCCAGUGCCAGUUGGUGCCUCAAGGAUUUGAAUGUACUGCAAAUGCUGUUUUUAAUGGACAAAGCAGUGAGAUAUUAUUCAGAAGCAAUGGGAAUAUUACCAGAGAACUCACCAAUAUCACAUUUGGCUUCAGAACAAGGGAUGCGAGCGGGAUCAUAUUGCAUGCAGAGAAGGAGCCUGAAUUCCUUAGUAUUAGCAUUCGAGAUUCCAGAUUAUUAUUUCAAUUGCAAAGCGGCAACAGUUUUUAUAUGCUGAGUCUGACAAGUGUGCAGUCAAUGAACGAUGGUAUAUGGCAUCAAGUGAGUCUUUCCAUGACAGACCCACUGGCCCAGGCCUCCAGGUGGCAAAUGGAAGUGGACAACCAAACACCUUUUGUGACCAGUGCAGUUGCUACUGGAAGCCUCAACUUUCUGAAGGAUAAUACAGACAUUUAUGUGGGUCACCGAGCUAGUGACAAUAUGCAGGGCCUGCAAGGGUGUCUAAGUACAAUAGAAAUCGGUGGCAUUUAUCUCUCUUACUUUGAAAAUGUCCGUGGUUUCAUUAAGAAACCUCAGCAAGAGCAGUUUCUGAAAACCUCUGUAAAUUCAGUGGUUACUGGCUGUUUGCAGUUAAAUGCCUGCAACUCCAACCCUUGCUUACAGGGAGGAGAUUGUGAAGACAUCUAUAGCUCUUACCACUGUUCCUGUCCCUUGGGAUGGUCAGGGACACAGUGUGAACUCAACAUCGAUGAAUGCUUUUCAAACCCCUGUAUCCAUGGCAACUGCUCAGACAGACUUGCAGCCUAUCACUGCAAGUGUGAGCCUGGAUACACCGGUGUGAACUGUGAAGCGUUUAUAGACAACUGCCGGAGUCACCAGUGUGCAAAUGGGGCCACCUGCAUCAGUGACGCCAAUGGCUAUUCUUGCCGCUGCUCUGGAAAUUUCACAGGAAAAUUUUGCAGACACAGCAGAUUACCCGCAACAGUCUGUGGGAAUGAGCAGACAAACCUCACUUGCUACAAUGGAGGCAGCUGCACAGAGUUCCCGGGUGGAUUCAAAUGUGUGUGCCGGCCAGGUUUCACUGGGGAACGGUGUGAAAAGGACAUUGAUGAGUGCGCCUCUGAUCCGUGCUUCAACGGAGGCCUCUGCCAGGACCUUCUCAACAGAUUCCAGUGCCUCUGUGAUGUGGCCUUUGCCGGCGAACGCUGUGAGAUAGACUUGGCAGGUGACUUGAUCUCGGACAUUUUCACCGCCAUCGGCUCCGUGACGUUAGCCUUGUUGUUGAUCCUCUUUCUGGCGAUUGCUGCUUCUGUUGUCGCCUCCAACAAAAGGGCAACUCAGGGAACCUACAGCCCGAGCCGUCAGGAAAAGGAGGGCUCUCGAGUGGAGAUGUGGAGCAUGAUGCCACCCCCAGUGAUGGAGAGGCUGAUUUAGGAGCAUUCCGUCUGGCUGAGGAGAUCCACACACUGAGAACACGAGGACUGCACUCGAGUGCUUUUCUGACGUACCUGGAGACUUCAGUUUACAACUGGGAUUGCACUGAGACUGUGGGAAGGACUCCUUUGGCCUCCUUAAAGACUUUCAUAGUGCUUCAACUUGACACCAUUGUUUUAUUAUGUUGUAUUAGCCAAGCACAGCAGAGUGUUUUUGUGCUGGUAAUUUCAGCCUCAUAAUUAGCAAAACUAUCUUCCAGGGGACAAUGUCUUCUGGGAAAAGCUCCAGUGCCUGUCAUUCAUACUCUUUACUCUUUGCAACCUGGGGACAUUUUUUAAGUUUGCCUGUUAGCUGGCAGCCACAUUUUUUUACACAGAAACUACAGGGAAAAAAAAAUAGAAUACAUUUCUCACUCUUCCCAUCAUGUGGCGAAAGGUUUUAGUCCUAUACCUAGGAUGGGACGUACAUAUUUGUCCUUCAGUCAUGGAUUCCAGAAAGCCAUGGGAAGGACGUAUGGCUAAAAAGCAGCCAACAUCAACAAAUAAAAACUGAAAUGUGGUGAUUCUCCUUUCCGAGUAUUUUUUGCAUUUUGUGACAUUACCUAUGACCAAAGUAACUUCUGGGAGCAUUUGAAAAACCUUCCUGUGAAUUAGAUCUUUUAACUAAAUCAUCUCAAGCGCUACAUUUAAAGUCAUUGCUCUUCAUAAGGGGUUGCUUGAGGUCAAAACACUUCCCCAGACAGAAAACAAGAUAAAAGUAAAACUCAGAUUCUCAAAUCUAAAAGACCAAGCUCUUUCCUUCCAACCGCUUUUUGAUAAGUCAGCGUCAAACAGUGACAUUGUCUAAUGGAAAGAACCCCAAAGUGAGGUGCAUGCACUUCAAGGGAUAUGUGUGUAAGAAUAAGAGAAAAUACUGGGCCUUCUAUUUACGUGGCUUUUCUCCAAGGGUUUGGUUAGAAUUUUAUAUAUGCUUUGAAAUGCGUGUACCAUGCUAUCAAAGUAGCAUAUAAAUAAAAACUUAAAAUAUA
This is a messenger RNA of Equus caballus (horse), 7125 nucleotides long. RefSeq names its product crumbs cell polarity complex component 1 (gene CRB1). The record is from RefSeq and is a predicted model, not a curated record. NCBI's taxonomy places the organism in Eukaryota, Metazoa, Chordata, Mammalia, Perissodactyla, Equidae. Gene Ontology annotation, molecular function: calcium ion binding.